GCCAGAUUUCAAACCCUUCUUCUUUGAGCCGGCAAUCGGUCAGUUUUCGACCAAAAAUGCCACUUUUAGGAAGAAAAAUCUACAUUCCGAAGACGCAGGAUGGGAUAGUGAAGCUUCCUCCAGGUUUCUGUAGGAUUCCAAUAACAAAUGAAGUCUUCAAAACGAGAGAUGAGUACGACAAACGUCUGGAGUUUUAUCGUCAACCCAUUUGGACCUGUCAGUGCACUGGGGUGACAGAUCUGACCUAUUCCGAAGCCCUCAGGUCAGAGGUCAGCGCACGUGAGCAGUUGGAAGAUGAGUUCCCGGUGCGGUUGGAGAGAGUUGUUCUUGAUCUGGUCCACCACAAUACUUGCUCCUUGGAGUCUCUCGUUGAUGCUGUUCAGACACAUCUCCAGAAUUCCUUCGAUGUCGGAGACACCGUGGAGUUGAAAGUCCAGCUCAGGGGCAAGGUCAUCAAAGGGAAGAUCAUUAAAGUCACACAGUCGUCAGCGGAUGAGAUGAAAGAUGGAAGCUCUCCUUCAAGCGACAAGGAAAAUCAUGUAGAAGAGGGAUUAAAAACCCCUCUUAAACAUAUGAAGAAAACCAACCCUAAGAAUUGCAGGUACAACAUUCAUCUUAGUGACGAGGACAAGAUCAUUAGUGCAGUUCCAGGCCAUGAAAUUAUCCAUACAACCCCGUUGCCUUCUUGGGAUUUACUGAAGCUCUUCAUACGAUCCAACGCCAUCCAGACUGGCUCCAAUCCGAACUCUCCCUGGGUCGUCUCUGAAGACCUCUUCACCAAGUUUAGCCUCAUCAAUAAAUAUGAUGACUCCAACCUCAGCCCUUACAAGACCUGCUAUGAAACACCCAAAACCAGAAAGCGAUCACCAGAGGAGCGGAAAAACAAAACCUCAAAGAAGAGGAAACUCUCCGAUCAUUUCUCCUCGGCAAGCUCUACGAAGAUGAAACAGUCCACCCUCCUUGGCAUGACCUUUAACUCCAAAGCCUCUAAACAGGAACGGGACGACACCAUGCCCAGCCCGGAGAAGGUCCGCAUGGACCACACCUACAGCUCUCCGAUCGGGAAGACCCUGAAUAAGAACUCCCCCAAGAGAUCUCCGCGGGCUGACUCUACCAAGAAGAGUCCCGCAGUGGCGAAGAAGAAGGGUGUCAAACCUGCUCUGAAGACCACCAAGAAGGGUGGGGUGAAGAAGGCCAAACCAAAGGAAGUGAAGAAAUCUAAACCGAGAUCAAAAGAAGACAAGGUGUCGGCGAAACAGGUGGUUAAAGACUUACCCAAGAAGGCUUCUUCAGAGGAGGAGGAUGAGGUGGUCGACGUCGACGGGGUCCAGGAAUCCCCAAGGAAGACUCCCUUCAAGAAGAAGCUCACUGACCACUUCAAGAGCCUACAGGGAAACACGCCCUCUGAAGAUGAAUUCAAAGUCACACCCAAGAAAACUCCCAAAAAGGAGGAGAAAAAUACGCCAAAGUCAAAACCGAAAAGCAAACCUCCGGUGAAAAGAGCGAGCAAGGUCGCAAAGAAGCCACUCUCAGGAACUCCAAAGAAGACUGUGUCUCCGAGAAAAACUGUCAAGACCCCUGUGAAGAAGACCAAGGCAGCGGUUAAUGGGACGCUGAAGAAGACGCCGGUCAAGUCACCGAGGAAAGCCACGCCCAAAAGGUCGCCGAUUAAAAAGGCCACACCCAAGAAGACGCCUGUGAAAAAGGGAAAGGCUUCACCAGCCAAGGUAUCAAAAUCAAAGAAGUCCCUGAAGCAAGUGACCCUGUUUGACCUCGCUGGCAAGAAAGCCAAGACACCAGACUCCAAAGUUCUCUACAAGUUGGCCACGCCCCAGAGUCCACGCCAGCUGCCCAUCAUUAACAAGUUGAUCCGAGCGAAGAAGAACAAGGACCUCCCCCUGUACAGUAGACUGAUGGCCAAGGCAAUCCGGGAGCUAACCGACAAACAGAUCAAGAACCUCAAACCGGAUAUACGGGACGAGGUCACCACCAAGUAUGAGGAACUUAAGAUGAAACUAAAAUGGAAGUCGAUGACCCCAGAGGAGAGGAAAGAGGUCAUCGUACAGAAGAGAGAAGAAAAGAAGAAGCAACGAGAGGAGGAAAGACAGAAGAAGAAUGAAGAGGACAGGAAGAUGAGGCUGGAACAAGCCAAGCGUUAUGAAGAUCAGGAUCUGAAGUUGAAGCCUGUCCCUACCCCCAAACCGGUAACCAUGCCAGAGGGUCUGCCAAACACCCUGUUUGGAGACAUUGCAAUGGUUGUGGAGUUCCUCAAUUGCUACUGCGGACUGCUCAUGCCCGACGACCCCUACCCGGUCACCGCAGAUUCCUUGAUGAAAGCUUUAGUUGGAGGGAAUACUGGUUUUGCUUACCUCUCUCGUGUGCUCGUUAUCCUUCUGAAGACGCUACUACAAGACAAGAUAGCUGAGGAUUACAAGGAGCUUAGCAUGCCACUGUCUCAGAUUCCAGUCAACAUGCACACAGCCUCGGAGCUUCUACGACUCAGCUUACGUCAUGAUGAUCAACAGGAUAACGAUGAUCGCAAUAGCAGCAAUGGCAGUGAAGACUACAUCAAUGAAGAUGAUGUGCCGCAAGAUCUUGUAGAGCUCCUUGAGACCAGUGAGUUCUUUGAGUUGGAGCCCCAGGGUAAGCUAGGCUUGCUUGUGUGUCUUUGCCAUCGCAUCUUAGCAUCCUACGCUGUGCAGGACUUCAUGGAUAUUAAACAGAAGGUAGCUGCUAGAUUGUGGAGAGACAAGAUCCAAACCUUGAAGGAGAAGAACGAGAAGCUUAAGGAGGAGAAACAGAAGCAGCGGGAGCAGCGGGAGGCAGAGAGGAUACAGAAAGAGGAGGAGCUUAAAUUGAAGGCGGAACUGGCCGGUGAAAACGGAGAAGCAGGUUCUGAGGUAAAGCCAGAAGAGAAACCGAAAGAGAAACGAGUCCGUAAAAAGAAAGAAGUGAAGCAAGAGGUGAAGGAGGAGCCCGAGGCUGCUGUGGAUGAGAGUCUAGAUCUAGCGUCUGUCGUUAAGAGGAGACGACUUCUGGCUGCUAAGACCAAAGCUGAGAAGGAAGAACAAGAGAAGAUCGAAAGAGAAAAGAGAAUCAAAGGAGAAGAGGAGUACAGGAAGAUGAGGGCGCAAGAAAACUUUGAGAAGAAAUUUGAGGAUGGUAUUCAGCAAGCCAGGCUAGCCCUUCGUCAGGUCCCUAUCGGUACGGAUCGUAACCACAGUCGCUACUGGAUGUUCUCGUCCGUUACCCCGGGUCUAUUUAUUGAGAAAGGAUGGGUGGAUUCAAGCGUCUCAUACAGGACCAAGAAAGAAGCCAGGAACGGCGGGGACGAGAACGGUGGCGGGGAGAAAACCAUUCCUAAGGUCGGGCAGAAUCUUUGGUUUCAAUACGAGAGCUCGAAGGAGCUGGAGUCCCUCGUUGACGCCCUGGACAACCAAGGCAUCAGAGAGAGCGCCCUCUGUGUUGAGAUCAAGAAACGCUUUCAGGAUAUCUCCAAGAUGAUCCAUUUAUCCAGGAGGUCGGGUCCGGAGCUGCGUAAUUCUGAUGGACCCAAGGAACUCCUGGACUCUCUAAAGGAAGACCUGCAGGACAUGGAGGUGCAUAUAAGACAGGGGAACCUGGGUGGGGUCAAGGACUUUGCAAAGUGGGAGGAACGACUGAAGUCAGCCACGAAACUCAAGGACCUGGGAGCAUUGAUCGUUGAGAGCCAAGCUGGAGUGAAUCCCAAGUUUCUUCAAGGUAUCAUGGCCCCGCCCAAACCUAAACCUAAACCUGUAGAGGAGAAUGAGGAAGAUAAAGAAGAUGAGGAGGAGGUUGAAGAUGACCCAGGUAUCUCUGAGAAGGUAACCCAAUGGAUUGAGGCGGUGGAGACAGCGCCCUCAAUGUCCCGACUCCACCUGCUCCUCAGCGUCUGCGAGGCGUGCGUCCGAUGGGAGAAGUCCUCGGAGAACGCCAAAUGCAAGAUCUGCCGACGGAAGGGCGAUGAUGAGAAACUGUUACUCUGCGAUGACUGCAACCAGCCGUUCCAUCUGUUCUGUCUGCGUCCUGCUCUCUCCGCUAUUCCCAAAGGGGAGUGGAAAUGUCCCGCAUGCGCUCCUUCGACGAGGAGAAUUGCAAGAAACAGAAGCUACAAGGGCAUGGAUGAGUCUGACGAAUCAUCAGAAGAGGAGUCUGAUGAAGAAUCCGAGUCUAAUUCUGACUCUAACUCUGAUUCUGAUGCGAGCUAUGAACACGAUGAAGUAUGUGAGGUUUGCCAUGAGGGUGGUGAGCUGGCUAUGUGUGCUCGGUGUCCUGCCGCUUACCAUAAAGACUGUCAUGAACCACCCAUGCGCAACUUCCCAAGGGGUCGAUGGGUCUGCACACCGUGUAUGAAACCAAAGCGUCGUGCGCUGUCUACGACUAAACAAAAAGAGAUUGCCAAGAAAGCCGCUGUAGCCUUGAAGAGGAAGAAACAGAAGGCAAAGAAGAGGAGGCUUGAGGAGGCGAGACUGGCCAAGAAAGCUAAGAUUGUGUUUGGGAUCAAGAUUGCUGAAGACAUCAUUAGUAAGAUGUUGAGAUACAGAGACAGUGGACCAUUCAGAACGACGCCAGAUCAAUCAGAGGAUCCAGACUACGAGGGAACCAUCGCCUCUCCCAUAGAUCUUCACAUGAUGCAAAACAAAUGCUGCAAUAAGCACUACAACAACCAGCAGUCCUUCCUGGAUGAUGUCCGUCUCUUGUUGAACAACGCUAAGCAAUAUUAUGAGAAUGACCAGCAUGUCUUACUCCAAGCCCAGAAGCUGGAAGAUUUCUUUGUCAAUCUCCUUAAAUGGAACCUCCCCGAUGCCGUUGAUGUAUGGCAAAAAGGCUGUUCUCAAUCCAACGGGGCCAACAACACAAACCAGCGCAGGGAUCACAGCUAUGGUAAAAGAACACUACGACAGCACAGUCGCUAACGAUGGCAAAAAGAUGCAGCUUUUAAUAAGAUUGCUUUUAGAAAUGUUUGUGAAAGUUGGCAGCUCAGUUCAUUUGAGCGGUAACAUGUGUACCGAAAAAAGGUUGGGGUUUGGGGAAAAGUCUGAAAAGGAAGAACACACUACUUCAGCUUCAGCCCAAACUUGCUUGGUGUGUGUAAUAGGAAGUAUUACAAUAACAAAGUAUUACUAUAACAAGGAUUCUCGUCGUCGAUGCACCCAUGUGUAAUUCCCUUAAAAGUGGUCUGCUUGCCAAAUUUCAUUUAAAUCGCCUAAGGACCAAGCCCAACUUUCAUGGCUUUGCCUGCCUUACACAGAUUAAUCGGCUUACCUAAGUUGGAAAUUCCAUGCUUAUUUCAAGCAUAUAGCAAGGAAUGUGUGGGCAUAGCUACUGUCUCGGUAGUCUGAGGAAUUUAACUUUAACUGGUAACUUGUGAUCAAGCAUGACAUUGUACAUGUACCAGACAAUAUUCAAAUCUUGCCCACAAAUGGCUUAUUGACAAGCUGACUGGUACCGCUGGCUAGUCACUGCAGAGUUAUCAGACAAAGGAAAACCCUGCUUUUGGAUGAAGUGUUCGGCUCUAAAAAGAGCCAGAGUUUAGGUAUUGAUGUUUCGACCAGUACAUGUACUUCUCCCGAAGGGGAGCAGAGUAAAGGCCUACUGUUCCAAACAUCAAACCAAACAACUGUGUUCUUUGCCAACAUUUCUUCCAAACAGACUUUGAAAAAUCCUAAAGGAUUAUAGCUACUUCCUUUUUCAAAAGUUUAAAAACACCAACAAGAUGAAUAUGAUUGUAGCCACUAAAAAGACCUUGGGCCAAAAUAAACCUGUACAGUUGUUCCUAGGCGUCUUUCUGUUAGUAGAGGGAAGUUAAACCAUUUUUAACACUGUGGUAUUUGAAUUAUACAUAUUUUUGUAAAAAAAGUUUAACCAAAAGUAGAUCAUAGAUUAUUAAUUAGGUCAUACCUUGUUUUAAAAGCAGUACGGUUUAUGCGAUUCCGAAUGUUUUUUUUUUAAUGCUGUUUGAUAUACAUGUACUUGUAUAAUAUAGUGGCCAGAAUUCAGUUCAGAAAUAGCGGGACAUGUACAAGUUAGACCAACUAAAGCCCAGUUCAUUCUGCCUGCGAAUGCUAAGCAAAUUUUGUGGUAAUACCUCGGUAACAAACUGUAAAGUUUGAUUGGUCGAGAACCAAUCACGUGACAGGCGACAACAACACACAUAUACCACCUUGCGGCGGGUAUUGAGUUUUGUUAACCGGUGUACAUUACUGGUUCCCAGUGUUGGUCGAUUUCCAGGACUUGGCACAAAACGGCCACGGGUUCGAGGGAACAGUAAAGAAUUGUUUCUUAUUUGAACAACUGUUCAUCUGCUUAUUAAACUAGAUGCAUACUCCGUUGUUAUAAUGUGUGAAGAUGAAAACCGAACUUCAAAAAGAGGAAUAAUAAUGUUACCCCGGUAUAACAAAACAAUUGUUGCACGCUGUAGUUGGGAUCCAUGGGUUUUCUACACCCUCGUUGGGGGGAAAAUGGCACCCGAGCUGUACAAAACGCCAUGGUCCCCAUCACAGCGUGCAACAAUUGUAUAAUGUCACAUGGCUGUUUUAUACAGCAGCUGAGCACAGUUCAACUGUUGUGAAUUAUUCGUUGUGAAUGUGUGACGUCGAAACUCGCAUUUGCAGGAAGUAUGAGUUGGGCUUCAAGGAGUCAUUGUGACAAUAGACCGAUCCAUUAGGCUCCGCCGCCCACGACGCAGGUGUGAGCAAGAACACGUGAGCCUCUCCUAAGCC
This is a messenger RNA of Asterias rubens (European starfish), 6743 nucleotides long. RefSeq names its product tyrosine-protein kinase BAZ1B-like. Gene Ontology annotation, cellular component: WICH complex. The coding region runs from base 57 to 4937 and encodes 1626 amino acids. Gene Ontology annotation, biological process: chromatin remodeling. The record is from RefSeq and is a predicted model, not a curated record. Gene Ontology annotation, molecular function: histone H2AXY142 kinase activity; protein binding. NCBI's taxonomy places the organism in Eukaryota, Metazoa, Echinodermata, Asteroidea, Forcipulatida, Asteriidae. The transcript has 29 exons.